UUUACUUUGACUGGGAUGGCAGUUUUGUUUUGUUUUCUCCAGUGUCACUUCACUGAUUUAAAAUUUUCAAUUUAGGUUACAUAUUUAAUGUAUCUAAAAAUAAUAUUUAGAACUGUUUCGAGAAGUUUAUUUACUAUGAGUUCCUCUUUUUUUUUUUUUUUUUUUUUUUUUUGUCAGGUAUAGACAGAUAUAAUGCUAUCAUAAAAUUGAUCGUACAUUUUCCUUUCUUAAUUAAAAAACGAAGUUUUGUCGCAAAAGUACUUGAGAUAAAUUUAGGUCACAAAAUAAUCUUAAGAGUAGAAUCUAUUUUUAUUGUAUUAUUAUUAUUAUAAUUAUUAUUAUUUUUGAACAAUUAAAUUUGAAUGCAACAUUUUUACAUUGUUUUGCUGGCAUUUCAUUUCAAAUUGGUACUAUAAGAAUAAUUAAUAUUUGCAGAAUAUGAGCCGAGAAUGGGUGAAACACGAAAAUUGUUUAAUAUGUGCUAUUUUUAUUCGUUCUUUAAACAUGGUGAAUAAUAAGAAUCGGUGUCAUUAACUAAUUUUGACAAGAGCAAAUACGUUUUCUUCCCUGUUUUCCUAAAUUUUUCAAACCUAGUAAUUCUUUUAGUGAAACACCAAUGUGAGCGGAAAGUUCAUGUGCUUACUUGAAAACUCUCAAGGAAGAAAAUAAGUCAAGAGAUUUUUUUAAUACGAUUUUUAUAUUUUAAUACUGAAUCAAUAAAAUGUUUUGUCUUUUAUUGAAAAGAAAAUUUUAGUUCCUAUAUCGAUAAAAUAAUAAUAAAAAAGAUAAGAUUUAUUUUAAUUUUUUUUUCUUAGUUUACGCAUGCCGAAAAUAUCUAUAGUGUUUGGUUUGUUUUUGAAAGCUUUUUACUUAAAAGCAUCGUUGAAAUGGAUAGUGGCGCUGCGUGCUUGCGCCCUCCUAUCUGGUAUUUGAAAAGUCAACUUCAAUCAAUAUAUCUCAAUUUUUGACCUCUGUAAUUGUUUGCGUUAUUACGGAAUUCUUUCAUAAGCAUAUGAAUUAAUAUAAACCUAUAUCUUUUCAGGUUCUGUGCUUAAUCGAUAUAUUUAGAUUCGAGUGAGCCUCUGUUUUGAUCAGCAACAUGCCGACUGAAAUGAUCACGCGGUAUCCCGAGAACAACAAAGUGGAAGCUCUGCCCUACGAGCUCAACUACAUGACAGAUGAGCUCAGAAAGCGAGCUAAGACAGAACUCUUUGAGGACGAGGACACGAGAGUUCACAGCCUCAGGCUGCUGAGGUCCAUGCUCAAAGAGGAAAAAGAUCUGCAUUUUCAAGAUGAAGAAUUGUUCCUCCUUGCUUUUCUCCGUGCCAGAAAGUUCGACGUGAAGCGGGCCUUCAACCUCAUGAAAACAUUCUACACUGUGAUGAACAAACACGACGAGCUUUACCACAACUUCAACUUCGAAGACGUCAGAACUACGAUUCGGGAGACGAAAAUCGGCUUCCUUCCUUACAGAGAUAGUGAAGGAUGCUGCAUCCUCAUCAUCAGUACCGUUGAUUGGGAUCCCUGCAGAAACCCACUUGGUGAUGUAAUGCGUGCACUCACAUCUGGUCUUCUUCAUGCCAUUCGAAGCCCCUCCACACAGGUGGCUGGAUUCAAAGUCAUCGUUGAUUUUGCCGGUGUUACUCUGAGGCAUGUACCACAUAUCUCGCCUACCUACCUGUGGCUCUUUGCCGAAGCAUUACAGAACUGCUUUCCAAGCCGAUUCCGGGCAGUGCACAUGGUCAACGAAGGACAUCUAUUUUCUUACACGUGGGCUGUACUAAAACAACUUUUGACCAAGAAGCUUCGAGAAAGGUUCCACUUCCACGGGAAGAAUGUGAAAAAACUCCACAAAUAUUUCUCUCCAAGCAUCCUGCCUGCAGAAUACUGUGGGGACCUUCCUCCCUUUGACACCAGCGAAUGGUUGGAAAAGAUGGAGGCCAGUUCAAACUACAUCACCCACGCCUACAGCUUCGGAUACAAAAAACACAACAAGAAAAGCAAAAACCAUUCUUGAAAACUUUAUUUCGGAGGCAAAUUUGAGCCCUUGCCAACGAACUAAAAGUUUGUAUAUAGAUUUAAAUCUACUGCGCAUGUCACACCGGUGCAGGAUCUGAUUGGAUAAUAGAAGAGGCGGCAGAAAAGAAUAAGGCCAUGAUGAGAUGCGAUUGUAUAAAUUAUUUCACGAGCCUUUAUACAUUAAAAUAAUAGUGUAUUAUCAUGCUUUUCAAAUUAAACUGAACUUAAUUUGCAUCAACUAAACUAAGUUCUAACGAUUCAAUUGAAAGGUUGGUGUUACAGUAUAACCAUUCGAACCAAACGUGUGGUUAAAACUGGUUCUAUUUAUUCAAUGUAAAAUAUUUUCAAGUUAUACAUCCGAUGUGAAGUUAAUAUGAAAUUAUUCUAUAAAAUAGAUAAAUAAUUACUAUUUACCGAUUAAAAAAAAAAGAUAAUUGUAAAUAGGGAGCAAUCCCAGCAGCCUAAACAGCCAAUCGGAUUUUCCGAGUGCGAUGAAAUUCGUGACGUGCGUUAGUAAGAUCCUCAGAGCUUUGAACUGUUGCUUUUAAGGUAGAUGUGGCGAAGUGAAAUACUAAAAAGAGAUUAUGUGAUUUUAUUUGUUCUUUGCUUGUAAAUAUUUCAUUGUGUACAGAUGUGCAAUUAUGUGAUCCGGAGAAUUUCAUUGUUGCUUUAUAUAUUUAUUUAAAAAAAAAAUGAAGAUCACGUUUUUAAAAUAUGAUACGCAUAAUUAUUGCAACUGGCACCCAAUAUUUAGUAAAAGCUGUGUCGCUUAAUAUGAAUAAGUGCAUAUAUAUUUUGUGUAAAUAAAUUAAUACUAAUUAAAUGUAAAUACAUGCAGUAUAUAACCUGUGUAUGUUUAGAAGAAUAUAUUCUUUACUUUUCCAAAAUUUUAAAAUCAAACUUAUCCAAAAAUCGUUCUUUUUCCGACAAUUAUACAGUUGAAUACAAAUCUUUUUUACUCCAUGUUUGAUAAAUUAAGAACAAAUGUAAAUAAAUAAUUUAUUUUCAUCUUGAAUCGAAACCAAAUGCAGUUAAAUCUGAGCAUUUUUUUUCUCAGAAUAAAAUCGAAGGAACUUGGGCAGGACCCAAGUGAACAUUUUCAGGUGAUUCAUCAUGAACUUUGUAAAUAGCACAUAAGGAAUACUGACUAUUUUUUAAUUUAAUCAUUUCUCUGCUUAAUGCUUCCCCAGAUCUAGUUAAAAUGAGUGAUAUAAUUUUAUCCUUUUCAAUUAUCUGGGAGCUUCUUUGUGUUUACAAACUGUUUGCAAAAUUUGAUAUUCAUUAUAAAAUGCAGUUAGUAAUGCAAGAAAUAAGUUUUCAAUUGAGUCCAAUAAUUUACUUAAAAGUAACUUUGAUAAAUUUAAAAUCCUCUAUUCGAUGCAAAAAAUAAUUUUCUUUUACUAGAAAGAGUCGAUUAAAAGUGUUCAAUAACCUUUUUAAAAUCUCAAUCCUAAUCUUAGUAUUUUUUUUUUAAAAUCGGAUGCUUCUAACUGAUAUAUUUUUAAUUUUAAAAAGUACAGUAGAACCUCAUUAAUCAGGAAAAUCCGAUCCCGGUCGUCCGAAAAUAGAAAAAUACAGAUUAAGCAAAACAACUUAUAAAUUUGUAUAUCAGUCCCUAACAAUUCCCAUUCGAAUAAGAAAACUUCGUGAAUAAAGUUAACUCUACCAUAAAAAUUCUAAUGAACAUGGAGAUAUAUAUCUAAAAGGCUUAUUGGAAUAAAGGUAAGAGUCCCAAAACCGAGUCAACAGAUCUUAAAGAUCCUCGUUAGAAUUAGGACAAUAGUCCCCAAAAAUCUCCAAUACAAUCUCGACAUUAGUCCCCCAAAAAUCCUUAGUUGAGUGAAGACAAAAGUCCUUAAAAAUCUCCCUUAGAGUAAGGACAACUGACCCCGAAAAGUUCUAUUUAAAUGAGGACAAUAUUACCCCUAACUCUCCAUUAGAAAAAGAAAAAACACUCCCAAAAGUUCAUGUAAUGUCCGGAAUAAGCGAAGUCCGGUUUUAUACGGUUCGGAUUAAUGAGGGGUUACUGUAUUUUAAUUAUAUCUUUUACAACUUUGGCAUUGGUUAGCAAUUAAUGAAAUACUAUUUAAUUUUGAAACAAUUUAUUUUAAUAGACAUGUUUUGUAAAGUUCCCAGAUAAUUCUGUGAUAAUGAAACUACAGCGCAUAAUCAUUAAAACAUCGUGGUAUAAAACUGAUGUUUAUAUUUAUGUAACUCGCUUUAUUAUGUAUCAAAGAAUUGUUUCCUGUGUUUAAUUUUAUCCAGAAUUUUCCUUUAUUAAGUUCUGGACAAACAAUUGCCUGAAUAUUUAUUCAGACAGAAAUAUUAAUGUAGUCAUUUUAAGCAUUCGUUUCCCGAUGUGAAACAGAUGAUAUUUUUUAGAAUGGUGAUCAAUUGUAUCAAAAAGGUUGCUUCUAGAUGAAGUGUACCAGAUUUUUCAAAGUUGACAAUUAUUCCCGCACGACUUAGCUGCGAUUUCUUGAAACUUGUAAACACGUUCACUUGAAUGACAACAUGCAAUUUAAUUUAGUUUUGUUUCAAGCUUUAAUAAUAUGCUAACAUUUUAUUCUUGAAAGUUGUUUCUCAAAUGAGGGGUUUUGAGUUCAAACUCAAUUUCAAAAAAGAAUAUUAAUAAAAUGUAUAACUUAUCAGGGCAGCAAUUUAUUUAAAUUGGCAAUGACUGGAAUUAAAAUUUUUGUGAAAAAAAGUUGGGAAUAUUUAAAAUCUUCAGUAGUAAUAGCUAAAUUUAAAAUUUUAUAGUUAAUUUAAUAAUGAAAUAAUGUGGCUUCAAAUCAUUUUGUACCGUAUUUACCAGCCGUAGAACCUCAGUCAAACACACGAGCCGUCGACUGAAGCCCUCUGAUUGGUUAAAGAAAACUUCGAUCGAUGGACGGUUUGACGAUCGAGGUUCAACUUGGCUGUUAAAUAUGGCCUUUAAUGCUUCAAACAAUAAUUUUCAAAAAAAUUUCUUGCAAUAUUCACUGAAACUAGUGUAACAUAACUUAAGAAAAUAUCUAUAAUCAUAUUUUAAUGCUCUUAUAAAGUAAUUUAUUACAAUGUAAAUUUAAUUUUUUGUUAAAUAAAUUUAAUUAACUAGUAAAUUAAUUGGGUAAUUGUUCCAUUACAUAAUUAAUUACUUGUUAUUACAUAAUUAUUAUUUUAAGUUCAAUAAAUAAGUUUUCAAUGAAGGAACAUUUUAACUUAAUAGGAAAUAAUUAAAUUCAAAAAUAAAAAUCAUCGUAAUUACUUUAACUAAAAGGUUUUCUAAAUGUAAAACUCAACUUUUAACAUUGUACUAUCGAUAGAAUAAUUUUAGGUGCAUUAAAUUUUUUAAUUGCAUUGUCAAUUUACUUUCUUGAAAGAAAAUGCUUCCCUGCUAAGGCAUUUACAAUAUAUGACUAUUUCCAGGCCUGUCAUUUGGGGGAUCAGAUGGAGUUAUUUCACCCGUCCUGGUUUUCAGUAUAAUAAUGUAUUUAUAUAUGUAUGUAAAUAUUCUGUCAUUUUCCCCCUGUAAUUUGUAAUUUUGUCCCCUCACCUCCCAGGAAACUUUGAAAUGACGGGCCUGAAUUAUCUUAAAGCUUUAUUUUCAGUAUGAUUUAUUGAUUUUUCAAAAAAUAUUUAAAAAAAAAUCAUUUCUUGAUUGAAAAAGAAUUCAAAGCUUAGUCAUUUCAAAGCAGUGUUUGUAAAUAUGUAUCGUCUACUUUCAUACGAGUUGUUGAAAGGAAUUAUUUACCUCAUUUAAUUGUUGUUUACUUCGCUUAUUUGUUUGUGAUUUCAGUUUAUGUGUAACAUUUAUUCAUUGUUAAUAAACAAAUUUGUUUUUUUUUUAAAA
Messenger RNA from Uloborus diversus, 5851 nucleotides. RefSeq names its product clavesin-2-like. The record is from RefSeq and is a predicted model, not a curated record. The transcript is spliced from 5 exons. Gene Ontology annotation, cellular component: membrane. The coding region runs from base 1100 to 2017 and encodes 305 amino acids. Gene Ontology annotation, molecular function: phosphatidylinositol bisphosphate binding. Lineage: Eukaryota; Metazoa; Arthropoda; Arachnida; Araneae; Uloboridae.